Molecule: messenger RNA, 3074 nt
Organism: Marchantia polymorpha subsp. ruderalis
Lineage: Eukaryota; Viridiplantae; Streptophyta; Marchantiopsida; Marchantiales; Marchantiaceae
Source: the annotation of a GenBank genome assembly
UAACUUUUGCGAGAAUGAUUUAACCCAAACCCUAAACUAAGAGAAGAGAACAGAUGAGGAGGAAAAGAAGGCGUUGAAGUUACCGGAAGCGGACUGGGGAACUCUAUAUACAUGUCAUCUCCCGCUACAAGUGGGUUCAUUAAGUGGAGAGUGUUGGGACAGAAUUCAGAUGGUGGUUGGAUGAUGAAGUUGAUGUAAAAUUCGGAUGGGAAGGAGAAGAAGGAGGAGGGGCAGAGCACUGGAUGCAUAGGUAGACGGGCACAUUGCGAGGAGUUUCUUUUCGCAACUUGUGGGGGUGUUGGGAAUGGGUGUCGACGCAGCUAUGGAGCUUCUGCGCGCUCGGUUGAAUCGAGUCCGCAUUCCAGAGCCUUCCAAUCGGAUCUACAAGCAAGAAUGCUGCAUUUCUUUCCAAACCCCAAGGUCAGAGGGAGGCCUUUUUGUGGAUCUCAAUUCCUUCCUUGCCUUCGGCCGGGAGUACGUUAUGUGGAAUCACAAGAAGACUGGAAACUCGGUUUAUCUAAAUAUUAAGGAGAGGCCUAAGCCAGUCAGUGAAGAUCGGCCACACAAGAAGCCCACAUUGCUGGCAAUUGGUGUUGAUGGAGGUUUUGACACGAAAGAAACUGAAUAUGAAGAGUUUUAUAAUAUCGUUCUUUUACCAGAAUUUGUCAGCUUACCAUUUCCAAGUGUUGAGCUACCCGAGAAGGUCAGGUUGGCCGUGGAUGGGGUGCUGGCAGCUGUUGGUGCUGAGCGGAAGGAAGAGGUAUCUGCAUGGACUGCUGGCAAGAAGCAAGUGAGCGAGUCUGCACUAAAUUUACAGCAACUGGACAACGGUGUGAAGGUGGCUCCAACUGGCUGGAAGUGUUCGAAGUGUGAUAAAACUGAGAAUCUGUGGCUCAAUUUAACAGAUGGCAUGAUCAAUUGUGGGAGGCGAAACUGGGAUGGUAGUGGGGGUAAUGGCCAUGCAGUGGAACAUUACCUUCAGACAAAGUACCCCCUGGCCGUGAAGUUAGGCACAAUAACAGCUGAUCUAGAUUCUGCAGAUGUGUACUCUUACGAGGACGACGAAACUGUUGAGGAUCCAAUGCUAGCUCAACAUCUAGAGCACUUCGGCAUCGAUUUCUCUUCUUUGCAGAAAACUGAAAUGACCACAGCGGAAAGGGAACUGGACCAGAACGUCAAUUUUGAUUGGAAUCGUAUACAGGAAAAGGGCAAAGAGUUGCAACCGUUAUUUGGACCUGGUUAUACUGGCCUUGCUAAUCUUGGAAACAGUUGUUAUCUCGCGUCAAUCAUGCAAGCCGUGUUUUCAACCAAGGAUUUUCAGCAAUACUACUACAUGAAUGCCAAGUUGGAUGACGCUUUUGAACGGGCACCAGCUGACCCAACGCUUGACCUUAAUACUCAACUAACAAAGUUGGCACAUGGGAUUCUCUCGGGAAAAUACUCGUGUCCAUCCGGGAAGGUGACCGAGAAAGAGGAGGAAGAAGAUGAGGCUGGAAAACUUGUACAGAAAGGCAUACCACCGCGGAUGUUUAAAUCACUUAUCGGGACUGGGCACCCGGAGUUUGCUAGUGCUAGGCAACAGGAUGCUUUGGAGUUUUUUCAGCACUUUCUGGAGCAAGUGGAAAGGAACCAUUCUAUGAACUCCCUCGAAGAUCCAUCCCGUGCAUUCAAAUUUUAUGUGGAGGAAAGAAUAAUGUGUUCUACCUCUCGUAAAGUUCGAUAUACACGAAAAAUUGAUAAUGUGCUUUCCUUGAAUAUACCUCUUCACGCUGCAGUGAAUAAGGAUGAAAUAAAUGCUUUUCAAAAGUUGAAGGCAGAGAAGGAACAACUAGGAGAAAAGCUGGAAGUUGAGGAGUUUGUGAGGCCUAGAGUUCCUUUGGCAGCAUGUUUGGAAUGUUUCUUCGCUCCGGAGGAAGUGCAAGACUUUUACAGUACGGCCACGAACUCAAGAACAACUGCAAUAAAGACAUCAAGAUUGGUGACAUUUCCAGACUACCUCGUUCUACACAUGCGAAAGUUCCUGCUUGAUGCCGGCUGGGUGCCAAGAAAACUAGAUGUUUUCAUCGAUGUGCCUGACGAGAUAGAUAUCAGUUAUAUGCGCGGCAAGGGGUUGCAGCCUGAUGAGGAGCUACUGCCUGAAACAGGAGAACCUGAGGAGUCGGGGCCAUCAGCCGAUGAAGGCAUUGUUGCACAACUUAUGGAUAUGGGUUUUCCUCGUGUUCGGUGUCAAAAAGCCGCCCUUAAUACCUCGAAUACGGGUGUUGAGGAAGCCAUGAAUUGGCUACUUUCCCACAUGGAUGACCCUGAUAUUGACAUGCCACUUACUUCUGGAAACAAAAGUUCAACAAGUGCUGUGCAACCAACUUACGAUCAGAGUCACGUGGACACUCUCAUCUCCUUCGGUUUCCCCGAAGAUGUAGCUCGAAAGGCACUUACUGUUUCGGGAGGAGACGUUGAAAGGGCAGCAGAAUGGAUAUGCAGUCACCCCGAUGACAUCGUUGCGAUGGAGCUGGAUGUUACUACCAGCAGGGAGCCUUCAACAUCGUCAGAACAACCAUUACCGGAUGGCUCGGGAAAGUACCAGCUCUUGGCUUUUGUAAGCCAUAUGGGAACAUCCACACAAAACGGACAUUACGUGGUACAUGUAAGGAAAGAGGGUCGUUGGGUGAUAUAUAACGACAGCAAAGUAGCGUUGUCCGGAGAUCCCCCAAAAGAUAUGGGGUAUCUCUACUUUUUUCAACGGGUUGCCUCAUGAUCAUGUUCCUACACUCUCUUGCAAGAGCAGCUUAUGUAGCGUAGGGCUGGUUUGAGGUAGAGGAGCGUUGACUACAUUAUUUUUCCCUCUGCUGAUAGUUGAGUCCAAAUUGAAUUCGAGGGUGUAAAUGAUGAGUAGGAAACAUCCAAAGAGCAAAUUGUACAUGACACUCCCAGUUUCUGUAAAUUGUUCAAGUCAGGGAUGCUCUUCAGUGCGUUUUCUCUCUUUCAUCCUGUGACCUGUGUACAUCCUCAUCCUUUUGUUGUCACACUGGUGUGUAUACUAUCCGCUUCAUAAUCCAGAACAACUCUCGUUAGGG